Messenger RNA from Oryza brachyantha (malo sina), 333 nucleotides. RefSeq names its product glycine-rich RNA-binding protein 1-like. NCBI's taxonomy places the organism in Eukaryota, Viridiplantae, Streptophyta, Magnoliopsida, Poales, Poaceae. The transcript is spliced from 2 exons. The record is from RefSeq and is a predicted model, not a curated record. The coding region runs from base 1 to 333 and encodes 110 amino acids.
AUGGCUAAGUGGUGGCGCCUGGCCGCCGUCCUCCUGGUGCUGUGCCUCGCCGCUGUGGCGGCGGCCGCGGCGAGGAGCAUGCCUGCUGACGUCGACUGCGACACCGUCGCAGCGAACCGCGGGGCGGCUGCGGCUGCUUCUGCCGGCGCCGCCGGCGUGGAGGAUGCCAAGACCGCGUUCGGCGGGAGCGACGGCCACGGGGGGCUCUUCGGCGGGUACACCGGCCCGCUCGGCGGUGGCGCCGCCGGGUUCGGCCCUUUCGGCGGGUUCGGGGCCGGCGGCGGGCCCUUCGGCGGAGGGAAAAUCGGUUUUGAGGAAAAUCGAAGAAUUUGA